AUGUUUUAAGAUUAUUGUGAUAUACCAAAUGCAAUAUCAGAAUACUAACUUUCAACCACAUCCAUAACUUUGAUUGGUAAUGCUAUUAUUGAAUUAGAUUAAUAUGGGGCAUCAAAUAUUCAUGGAUUGCCUUAGAGGAUUCGAGAGUUUAAGUGAUUAAUUCAUAUAAUAUUGAUCCACCAUAGGGUAAAGUAUUUAAUCAUCAAUACCUUAAUGCUGACACUGCAUUAAUAGGACUUACAAGUUUAGGUUAUAGUGGAUAAAUAGAAUUCUAGCUAUUGGUUAUUCAUUAUAUUUAUUGAAGAUAACCUAAAUAACAAAAGACACUGUCCCAGUUGGGAUAACUUAAGUAGCGAAAAAAAUUUAGUUAAUUUGAAAUAACAGGAUACCAGAUCUUAUUAGAAGCUUCAAGAGAUUUUAUAGAUCUUGGAUUAGUGAAAUUUAAACCUGCUUAUACCAGUAAUGCAAUAAAUUUGAAAUCGAAUAAAUGGCUCAUAUUGCCAAUUCAAGGAAUCAAAUUUAAUUAUGGAACCCAAUUGACUUUGAACCGGUAAAAAAAUUUUUGGAGCUUCAACAGGGUCCUUAUGAUUAAUCUGAAUUCACAAUUUAGAAUUUAUGUAUGUUCUAUUAACUGAUAAAAAAUUAUGCAUUAGAAUGCUUUACUUUAAGAAUCAGUUAGAAAUUAGAUAGAUCAUAAAGCAAUAGACCUAGAUUUUUGUUUAAAUACAGCAGGCAAAUUAAAUAUAUAAUGUUGUUGGAGAAUAUUCCACUAAGGUCUAUAAACCUAUUUAGAUUAUUAAUUUUGCUCUUGAAAUAAAUUGUAUUACAGGAAAACGAGUAAUAUCUAAAUUUAAUAAUUGUAAUUCUUGUUUUUCUUUUGGGAAGAAUUAUCAAUUUAAUUUAAUCAAUGUUGUCACUCUCAAAUUAAUUUAAUAAGUUAUUUUCCCAAGUUCAUUUAAAUACAAUCUGUAAAUCAAAAAGUUAAAAGAAAUAUCACAUCCACCAAGCGUUUAGUAAUAUAGAUACUUUAUAAUUAAGCAAAAACAGAAUAAGACAUCAUCAAUAUAGCAUUUUAAGAUCAUGA
Messenger RNA from Paramecium pentaurelia, 1084 nucleotides. The record is from the annotation of a GenBank genome assembly. Lineage: Eukaryota; Ciliophora; Oligohymenophorea; Peniculida; Parameciidae.